Molecule: messenger RNA, 7777 nt
Organism: Poecilia latipinna (sailfin molly)
Lineage: Eukaryota; Metazoa; Chordata; Actinopteri; Cyprinodontiformes; Poeciliidae
Gene: rfx3
Product: regulatory factor X, 3 (influences HLA class II expression)
Exons: 17
Coding region: 162-2444 (760 amino acids)
Biological process (GO): regulation of transcription by RNA polymerase II
Cellular component (GO): nucleus
Molecular function (GO): RNA polymerase II cis-regulatory region sequence-specific DNA binding; DNA-binding transcription factor activity, RNA polymerase II-specific
Source: RefSeq, a predicted model, not a curated record
CGCGCAGCCGAUGAGUUUUAUAGCAACUGUUGCCCAGUGAGGCAACGCCAUAGUCCCCGUAGUCCUGGCGACUGUAACCCACCAACAACAACCUCUCGCUCCAUCAUUACCACCUCCUCCACCAUCCUCAUCUUCAUCAACCAGUCCGCAGCUCAGGCGCCAUGCAGACCCCUGAAGCAGGCGCUGACUCCACCUCCACUGUCCCUCUCCAGACCACCGUGCCUGUCCAGCCUACCAGCUCCACCCAGCAGGUGCCUGUUCAGCAGCAGCAGGCGCAGACUGUUCAACAGGUUCAGCAUGUUUACCCAGCACAGGUGCAGUAUGUGGAGGAAAAUAGUGGCGUCUACACCAACGGCAACAUAAGAACCUACACGUAUUCGGAGCCGCAGCUCUACAGCCAGAACAGUGGAGGGAGCUACUUCGACACGCAGGGCAGCUCAUCGCAGGUGUCCACUGUGGUGACGUCUCAUGGCAUGACCAACAACGGAGGGGGGAGCACUGGAGGGAUGAGCAUGGGCAUGGCAGGGGGUCAGGUAAUCAGCAGCAGCUCUGGGGCCUACCUGAUGGACAACGCCGGACCCCAUCCUGCCACCCAGACGGCACGAGCCUCUCCGGCCACUAUUGAAAUGGCGAUUGAGACGCUCCAAAAAUCUGAGGGUUUAUCCAGUCAGAGAAGCUCGCUGCUCAACAGCCAUCUCCAAUGGCUGCUGGACAACUACGAGACAGCAGAGGGAGUUAGUCUACCGCGGUCCACCCUCUACAAUCAUUACCUGCGGCACUGCCAGGAGCAGAAACUAGACCCUGUAAAUGCAGCAUCUUUUGGCAAACUCAUUCGCUCCAUCUUUAUGGGACUCCGUACGAGGCGCCUCGGGACGAGAGGGAACUCAAAAUACCAUUACUACGGUAUACGAGUGAAACCAGACUCGCCGCUCAACAGACUUCAAGAAGACAUGCAGUACAUGGCGCUCAGGCAGCAACCAGUUCAGCAGAAACAGAGGUUCAAGCCAGUGCAGAAGUUCGACAGUGGCUCCGGAGACAAUUACACAAGCGGGGGGCAGCACCAUCCUGGAGCGGCAGAGCAGACAGUCAUUGCACAGAGCCAGCACCACCAGCAGUUUCUAGAUGCAUCGCGGGCACUCCCUGACUUUAUAGAGCUGGACCUGGGACAGAGCAGUAUGGAGAACAUCAGUCCAGAGGAUGUGAAAGCUCUACAGUCCCUUUACAGAGAGCACUGUGAGGCUAUCUUGGAUGUUGUUGUCAACCUCCAGUUCAGUCUAAUAGAGAAGCUGUGGCAGACGUUCUGGCGUUAUUCUCCUCCUGACACAGUAGAGGGCGCCACCGUAACAGAAAACAGCAGCAUAAGCGAGAUUGAAGCACGGCUCCCUCGAGCACAGCUUUUGGCGCUGUGCAGGAACGAGGCCGUUCUUAAGUGGAUGAGCACCUGUGACCAUUUAAUGUACCAGGCCCUCGUGGAGAUCCUGAUUCCUGAUGUCCUGAGACCCAUUCCCAGUGCCUUGACUCAAGCCAUUCGCAACUUUGCCAAAAGCCUGGAAGGUUGGCUUAGUAAUGCCAUGAAUGCCAUUCCACAGAGAAUGAUCCAGACCAAGAUUGCCGCUGUUAGUGCCUUUGCGCAAACGUUGCGCAGAUAUACAUCGUUGAACCACCUGGCUCAGGCGGCACGUGCUGUGUUGCAGAACACAUCCCAAAUCAACCAGAUGCUGAGUGAUCUCAACCGUGUUGACUUUGCCAACGUACAGGAGCAGGCGUCCUGGGUGUGCCAGUGCGAGGAGGGCGUGGUCCAGCACUUGGAGCAGGACUUCAAGGCCACCCUGCAGCAGCAGAGCUCUUUGGAGCAGUGGGCAGCCUGGCUGGACAACGUGGUCACCCAGGUGCUCAAGCCUUACGAGCACCGGCCCAGCUUCCCCAGGGCAGCCAGGCAGUUCCUGCUGAAGUGGUCCUUCUACAGUUCUAUGGUGAUCAGAGACCUGACCCUGCGUAGUGCUGCCAGUUUCGGUUCCUUCCACCUGAUCCGCCUCCUGUAUGACGAGUACAUGUUCUACCUUGUGGAACACCGGGUGGCUCAGGCUACUGGAGAGACGCCCAUUGGAGUCAUGGGCGAGUUUGACAACCUCCACACCUUAUCCCUUGCUAGCAUCGAUAAAGACGAAACUAGCGGGAUGGACAGUGACUUGGAAGAGGACACAGAGGACUCCGGAGAACCUCUCGCCAAGCGCGAGAAGCCGGAGCACGAGGUAAUCCAAGUGAUCCAGGUCGGGGCGCUGGAGGACGGGUCCCACCCUGUGGUGGGUGUCGUCCAGCACAGUGUUCUCCACUCGCUGCAGCAGCCCCUGCAGGACCACACCGAACACAUCCUAACGCCCUCUGCUGGGACUCCCACCAUCCGCCACUGCAGCACCACAGGCAACACGUAUGCCUCCGUUUGAGGGUCAAAGGGCACAGCUUCACCUUGUCUGCCUAGUUUUACCGUCCCACUCUCCACGUCUCUCUCUCCCUCUUUACGUCUAGAUGUCUGCAUCUUUUUACAUGCGUUGUCUCUGUUUGCGCUCUGCCCCGCGUAGCGGGUGGAGGAGUGACACUCCGGCCAGGAUGUGCUCUGUCCUUGUCUGUUUGGAUUCUGGAUGUGUAGUCGCCUUGUUUCAGUCUGUGGAAGGGACCUGGAGGAAAAGGGACUCGAGUGCGCCGUUAAAUGUUUCCUCUUCAGACGCGACUUAAGGCUUCCGUCUGUCCAUGCGGACGGGUUUUAUCCCUUCAAACUGCUGAUGUCUCAGAGCUCAAAUCCACGUCACUAGUCCCAGUAGAGCAAAACGCAUCGAAUCACUCAAAAUCUCCACCUGUUGUACAUAGUUUUGCUGUUCUUUUUUCGAUCGACACUACUCCAAACUCAUGGUGCUAUCAUUGUGGUUUGUUUUUCAUGGAAUUUCUUUGUCUUUUCUGAUUUCUGUCAACAACGCUGAUAGACUUCCGAUUGAGCGAGACGUUUCUGAGUAUUGUAUGUAGCUAGACAACAAAGGGUCAGAUUCUAGAAAUGAUGGGGAAACUUCGGUUUGACAGUUGUAUGGUAGCCACUUGCACAAAAACACUUGCAUCUUUUAGUGAUAUUAGAAGUAAAAGAAAAAAAAAACCUGUACUGCUGCUUUUGUGUAUACAGAUGAGAUUCGGGAUGAAAUGGGGAGGGGGGAAGUUUUUUUUUUAUGCACCGCGUGCAUAGUGCUUGCCUUUUAGAUGCCUCGUAAUGUGGUUUACGUGACGUGAUCUUGAAAGACUCUUGGCAGCCGUUUUCCCUGCUUUUACAAGUUUCUUCUCACUUCAUGAAAUUCCUUACGUUUGCAGUGGACCAAAAAAUUCAACCAACAGAGGAGGCUAAGCGCGAGUCUCUCGAUGCCACACACGGAUGCUGUUCCCUGUCCCCGCAGUGCCAUGUCGCGACGCAGAAUUAAAAAAAAAAAAAAACUAAAAAUGGGAAAGAAAAAAAAAAUCUAUAUAGAAUGUCAGGGAUUUAAUGUACCUCGGCUUUAUCAUAGUGCCUUAUCCUUAAAUGCAGCUCGUCCGCGUAGUCCUGACCUGAGGUUGCCCAGCCGCAGAUUUGGUUUCUGGUGACUCGUGGCUGGAUUUGGGCUGGCUCAUCAGUUCUUUGUUGUUGUUUUUGUUUAUUUGUUUUCUUCUGAACCUAUCUGAGUCACAGUCACAGUCUUAGCCUUGUCCUGCCCUCGCUCUGCCUUCUUGAGGCCUAUUUCUCGCAUUUAGCCUUUGUCAUCGGAUGAAGUGAGCGUGUGUUUUGCGUGGGUGUGUCUUUUGACUUUUUCUUGGGUCUGCGCUGUGCUUUUUAUGUGCUCAUACGCCCUUCAUCUUGUGUGCUUGUGUGUGUGUGCGUGCGUGUGUGUAUGUGUUGGGAACACAUCCAUCAGUCACCCUACCUCAAACCGGUGGUGCCAACCCUUUGAUGCGUGCAGCACAGUCACCAAACCUUAAUGCACACACACCACUGUACUGCACAAAUCUCAACACGAAGAGAAAACCUGCAUUGCUUUUCUCUCACCUCUGAUGUACUUUGAUUUCAGUUUUUAGCCCAUAAAAUGCUUAACCCUUUGUUCCCUGUUUAGAGACCAUCUUUGUACAGUGGACCAAAAGUAGAUAUUUUCUAAUAUUCAGAGAUAUAAAUAUAUAUAUAUAGAGAUAUAUAUAUAUAUGUAUAGUAUAUAAAAUGAUGAUACACUACAUAUAUUUGUUGCUUUUUACGUGUUUGAUCCGAUUGUUAAGACGUGAAUGUUUCUUUUGGUAGCUCAUCUGUAAUUACUCCAUUGACUGUGAAAUAUGAACAGCUUGGGAACUGCAGCGCCUUGCCAAAGUAUCCUCGCCUCCUUUCACAUUUUGAAACCGUACUACGGCAAACUUCACUUUGUUUUCUGUCUGGAGCUCUCCAAAACCUAAACUGGUGCAUAAUUGUAGAUGGGUUGGAGUUUACACAUCUGAAAAGUGUGGCCUGCAUUGUUGUCCUGCUGAUUUGUCUUUUGCUGCAUGUAGAGCUGCAUGUCUGUUGGGUUUUCCUCUACCAGCUCUGACAAUCUUAAGACUGGAUUUUCGGCCCAUUCUUCUUCGCAGGUGGUUUCACACCUGUAGCUCGUUUACUUUGGUCAAAAUCACUUGAUGAGUUUAACUUUUAGGAAAAAAAAACAACAACUCUAAACCUACAUUCAGUCUGUUUAUUGGUUGCAUGUGUUUAACCUAAAUGCAAGUACAGGAAGCAGUCACUGUGUUCUGAGCUGGUAGGAAUCAUUAGUGUGUUUCUGGCUACUGUUUCAUGCAAGAAUUAUCUGAGCAGUAUGCAGAAUGCUUUUGAAUGUUGCAUGGCGGCUUUUAUGCUUUACAAAAAAGACUUGUGGGGUUUUUUUUGUUAGCUUGUUUACUUUGCAGCGUCCCAUAAUGCAAACCUGACUAUGAGAAGGCGUUUGGCUCAAAGUUGCAGCCCACACAUGGUGGCUGUGUCAAAUCCCAUUCACACCGUAAACGAACCGCCACAUCUACCACAACUGGACCAGAGUUCGCCUUUAGACAAGCUCACGCAUCAGUUGCAGGAUAUCAUUGAGGGGUAUCAGGGUGAACACACACACACUCCAGAUUUCUGUUGAUUUUUUUAUAUCAUUUUCUUCCUACUUCAGUUAUGCACCAGUUUGUUUUAGUGGAUUACAUAAAAUCCCAAAUACAUAUGAAGAAGUUUGUGUUUGUAAUCCGACAAAAUGUGGAAUUGGUGUGAGAGGCAUAAAUACUUUAGCCAGGCAUUGUAUUGUAACCUUUGAAUCCUUAGACUACAACUAUACUUGAACUGUUUUAGCCUUCUACGUUGUGGGGAAUAUUGAGAUUAACCUCUAUGUGGAAUUUUUUUGUUUUUGUUGCUACACACAUUUUUGCCGGGUUUUUUUUUUUUUUUUUUUUUUAUGCUCGUCUGUAACAUUUCUCCACAAAAUGUUUAUUUAUUGAAUUGAUAUUUAUUGCAUUUCUGUUUAAAGUGCUUAUGGGUACGAUGUAAUGGCAUCUGAUGAUAAAUCAGAAAUUAUCCCACUGCAAAGUGCAAACCUACUGUACAGAAAGAGCAGAAAGUUGGUUGUUUUGUUUUAUUCUUUGUAUUCUCUGUAGGCUGAAUAUUUGUGUUAAAGAAAAGGGGGAGUAGUAGCACUGUAUUUGCUGUAAUUACAAACCUUUGUCUUGCUAACAGUGCACAGGUGGCUUGACUUUUUUUUUUUGUUGUUCAACUUAGAUGGGCCUCAAUAUUGAAUAGGGUGGGAAAGUGCAAAUACAUUGUGUGAUUUACGUUAGCGAGUCAGCGGACUCGACGGUGUUGUUCGUUUGUUGGGGGGAGUUUUGAAAAGGAAGCCAGGUUCUCGCUCUGAUCGUGCUGUCUUGAAAUAUUUGACCAGAUCUAGAAACUGUCCACACUUAGAUCUGGCUUUCUAGUUUUAUUUGUUGGGAAUUGUUAAAAGUCUCAAAAAGAUAAAUGAACUAUGCUUUGAAGGCCUUUUCUUUUUUCUUUCUUUCUAACCUUUUUUUGUACCCACUUUAUUCUUAAAAAAAAAAAACUGUUCAAGUUCAGGCAAUAAGUGGAGACUGUGGCUUAAAACAUGAGAAAAUGAAAAAACUGUAAUGGUUCAUCUCCACAUUCUCUCAACUUGAUGAAUUAAAGAAUACUACUCUAUUUAAAACUUUUAAAAAGGCCCUCAAUCUUGGUUUAAGUUAUAAAAACCUUAUUGUGUCUCCGACAUGGUUACAGUUCUUCUUUUGCUGUUCUUGAAUUAAUCUCAGCUUCCUUGUCAUAUAUUUUUACCAAACAAUGUGGAUCGUGAUUUUUAUAUUUAGUGCCUGAACGGUGUUUGUUUGUUUUUUGUUUCGAUCUCAGUUGUGUGCUCUUUAAAUUUGAAGUGCUUUCUGGUUGGGUUCAGCUGCUGGAUAUGCUGUUCUCACCAAUCUAACCAUCUCACCCCCCCCACACCCUUAUUUCAUUUUCAAUCAGAUUACAGGUGCAUCUAAAAAAACAUUUCAACAUUAUUGAAAAAUGUCUUUUUUUAUUUAUUAAAUGCAACAAAAAAAAUUAAAACUCAUAGAUUCAUCAAACACUGAGAUAUUUCAAGCAUUUAUUUCUGUUAAUUUUCACGUUUUUAUCUUACGGCUAAUAAAAACAGAAAAAUGCUGAUUUCUCAGAGAUCCUCCCUAGAUUCUCUGUGGGAUCCAGGCCAGGUCCGUCUGCUGACCAAUCGAGGGCAGUGAUGCCCUCGAUUGGCACCUGCCCAUUAAAGCAGGUGUUAAAACGUUUGGCAGUGCGGGCAGGAACAAAAUUCUCCUGGAAAAUAGACUCUAGAUCUCCAUUAGGCUCUUCGACUUUGGACUUUAAAAAAAAAAAAAAAAAAAAGGAUAUGGCUCCUCAAAUAAUCACUGGAAACGUUACACUGAACUUCAAUUUCAAAGUGACAUUUAAAGUUUACUUAUUUCCUUUCCUAAAACAGGGCUUUUUAACCGCUGAUGGCUUUGGAAUGUGAGAGUUGUAGCCUGUUGUGUACCUUCUACUACACUUUUUUCUUCCACUUAACUUUUCCACUUAGCUUAGUUACUCCACUCAGAAAAGGCCAGAUUCUUCAUGUGGUCUUCACCGUGAUUUUGGAAGCCAUCGUUUAACAUUUCUAUAUUUAAAUUUCUUUCUUAAAACAAUUGAUCUUUAUGUACUAUUUGAAAUUACACAGAAACUGAAUUUUGUGUUUUACUUUGGCUGUAAGAUAUCACCGGAAUUAAUGGAAACACAAUGCAUCAUGUCUUGUCUAUGCUUAAAUAAACCUUUUUUGUUAUUAUUUUAAUUUGUUAAAAAUGCACCUGUAUAGUUCUUGAACUGAAACCUGCCUGAUGUUAUUGCUGCCAGUGGUAUAGUGUUUGAUUUGUCGUUAGGAAAAAAAACAAACAAUCCGGUUCCAAAUCCCUAAGUUUGAAUAGAAAUCCAGUAGAAUCUCCUCCACAUGAACGAAAUAACAGCUUCACUGAACCACAGAAAACUCCGGUGCCUUUCAUUUCGCCCCAGCUGCAGCAGAUGGCCUCGGUGGUCACUGGGUCCGAGGUUGGCCAGACUUGGUCUAAACAGCAGUCAUCACACUGGACAGGGGCUGCCAAUUUUAAAAAAAAAAAAAAAAAAAAAACUGCAAAAGCAUUAUGAACCUACAAACUUUGUUGAUGUAUAGAAGUGUUAAAAGCACCAGGAGCGUUCCCGUUUAGUACAAAAAAA